AUGGCAAUACAAUCGAAAAUUCAAAUAGAAAAAUAUCAAUUUGGUAUUGAUAUUCGUAAAAUACGUCAAAUCUAUGGAGAAAAAAAUAAUGAUCAAUCAAGUUAUACAGAAAAAUCAGAUGUUUAUUCAAUGGGUGUUUUAAUGUGGGAAGCUUUAUCAAAUAGUGAAAUUCCUUAUUCAUAUAUUGUUGAUAAUAAUCUAGUUGUAAAAUCGUUGCUUUUUCCUUUAAAACCAUCGACAAGCUACACUUUUAAACUUAAUGUUGAUGUAACAAGGAAUGGUUUAUUAGGUGGUAGAUUUCGUAAAAUCUAUGAAGCUCAAUGGAUAUCAAGAAGAAAGAAAUCCAUUAUUUUGAUUGAAAUGAGUGAAGCCCCAACAAAACACGAAGUAUUAUUUUACAACGAACUCAACAAUCAUCAAGAUAUUAUCAACACAUUCGGAUUUGUUGAAAAUAAUUUUGGAACUAUUACGUUAUUGCAAGAACGAGCAUCUCAUGGUCAUUUUCAAGAACUAUUAAAACAGAAAUUAUUUGAACCAUCAUCCAUGGUACUCAUUGUCAUUUUCUUACAGAUUAUUGAUGCAAUGGUUUACAUCGUUGGCAAAGGCAUGAUACAUGAUGAUUUACGUUGUUCGAAUGUUCUUGUCUUUCAAAUGGAUUCAUCUAAACCUGAAGAAAACUUUGUUAAACUAGCCAAUUUUGCUUUAGCAUGA
This is a messenger RNA of Rotaria sp. Silwood1, 711 nucleotides long. The record is from the annotation of a GenBank genome assembly. Lineage: Eukaryota; Metazoa; Rotifera; Eurotatoria; Philodinida; Philodinidae.